Molecule: messenger RNA, 1175 nt
Organism: Durio zibethinus
Lineage: Eukaryota; Viridiplantae; Streptophyta; Magnoliopsida; Malvales; Malvaceae
Product: 1-acyl-sn-glycerol-3-phosphate acyltransferase 2-like
Cellular component (GO): endomembrane system
Molecular function (GO): 1-acylglycerol-3-phosphate O-acyltransferase activity
Source: RefSeq, a predicted model, not a curated record
UCUGAUAAAAAUACCCAGUCACUUGAAGUUCAAUAUAUAUGUACAUAUAUAAGAUUAUUUGUUAGGCAAUGGAAAUUUGUGGCAUAGUAACCGGUGUUCCUCUAAUUUCAGUAUUCAUAUUCACCGGCAUCCUUAUAAAUCUCAUCCAAGUGGCUUGUUAUCUAACUAUCCGACCGCUGUCGAAAAGUAGAUUCCGAAGGAUUAAUGGAGCAAUUACGGAGUUGUUAUGGCUAGAGGUUGUGUGGAUGAUGGAAUGGUGGUCAGGCUUUGAGGUUAAACUGCAUACGGAUUUCAAAACUCAUCAGUUGAUGGGUAAAGAACAUGCUAUUCUUAUGCCUAAUCAUGUGUCUGAUACUGAUACGAUCCUUACAUGGAUUUUGGCAGAGCGGAUGGGCUGUCUUCGAAGUGCACUCACAAUCGUAAAGAAAUCGGUGCAAUACCUUCCUUUCUUCGGGUGGACAACUUGGUUUUAUGAAUUUAUUUUCGUGGAUAGAAAUUGGGCCAAGGAUGAAAGCAAAUUGAAGUCAAGCUUUGAAGCGCUUAAGGAUUUUCCUUUUCCUUUUUGGAUGACUAUUUUCGUGGAGGGAACGCGUUUGACGCACGAUAAACUCUUAGAAGCUCAAACAUUUGCUUCUUCGAAAGGGUUGCCAAUUCCUAAGAAUGUGCUCAUCCCUAAGACCAAGGGUUUUGUUACAGCAGUACAAAGUUUGCGAUCCUUUGUUCCAGCAAUUUAUGAUGUUACAUUUGCUAUACCAAAAGAUCACCCCUUUCCGACUUUACUUAGAAUUUUCAAGAUGCAACCUUGCAAGAUUAAGGUGCAUAUAAAGCGAUAUUCGACGAAGGAUCUGCCAGAAUCAGAUGAAGGCAUUGCUCAAUGGUGUAGAAAUAGGUUCAUUGCUAAGGAUGCUUUAUUAGAAAAUUUUGCAGCAACAGGCACAUUUGAUGAUGAGGAAAUUACAACUUUUCGUCGCUCAAUAAAGUCAUCGAUAGUUUUCUUCAUUGCCACCUCUUUACUUUCUCUUGGAGCUUGGAUAUCAUGUCAAAAGUUUUCUUUGCUUUCUACUCGGUGGGGAUGUACCAUUUUAGCAACCACAAUAGGAAGCGUGGCAAUCAUAGUACACAUUUUCCUUGAAUUUACAAAGUUACCACCACAAAAGAGCAAAGCUGCUUUAUAG